Messenger RNA from Chelonia mydas (Green sea turtle), 4287 nucleotides. It is a transcript of the gene ELL3, whose product is annotated as elongation factor for RNA polymerase II 3. Gene Ontology annotation, cellular component: transcription elongation factor complex. Gene Ontology annotation, biological process: transcription elongation by RNA polymerase II; snRNA transcription by RNA polymerase II; positive regulation of transcription elongation by RNA polymerase II. The record is from RefSeq and is a predicted model, not a curated record. Lineage: Eukaryota; Metazoa; Chordata; Testudines; Cheloniidae. Gene Ontology annotation, molecular function: cis-regulatory region sequence-specific DNA binding. The coding region runs from base 91 to 1674 and encodes 527 amino acids. The transcript has 12 exons.
GCCCUGCCUCGCUCGGCCCCGCCCCAGCUCCGCCCAGGCCAGACUAGGCUCCUCCCCUCGGCCCGCCGAGCGCCGGCCCCACUCCCAGCCAUGCCGUGGCCGCGAGCGGAGCUGUCCGGGCGGCUCCGGUACCGGGGCGGCUCCCGCGGGCCCUGCCUCAGCCUCCUGCACCUGAAACUCACCGACCCGGCGCUGCGGGCGCUGCGGGACUGUCAGCGGCUGCAGGGCUCAGCCCGGCCUGUCAUCGCCUUCCAAGGGAGCCAGGGGUACAUCAAGAUCCCCUGUGCCCUGGGCAGCCCUGGGGAAGGAGCUCGCCUCUUCACCUUCUACCUGUCCCGCUACAGCAAGGACAAGCCGCAGGCCAGCUUCGACUGCAUCCGGCAGUACGUCUCCAGGCUGGGUCAGAACCAGCUGGACUGCGUGGGCAGCAUCCAGGAGAAAAUCACCAUCUGUGCCUCCGAGGACUCGUACCAGCUGACACGGGAGCGUGUGUCCCAGGUGGAGAAGGAGGCGUGGAGCAGAGCUGCUAUCGAGAUCAAGCCAGCAGCCCAAGGCCAUGGUAAAUGUGUUUCCGUCCCAAAGAAGCUGGGCAUGAGCACCCCAUUGGGGAAGUGCCCCGCUGGGAGCCCUGCUCCAGCGGGCAGGAAAUGCAGCCCCAUGGGGACAGAUCGCAGGGUUCUUGUGAAAUGCCUAGUGCAGCUUCUGGCCCUGCGGCCCCACUGCAAACAUGAGCUCCUGGAGCGGCUGGACAGGGCGCAGAUCAGCCUGAAGGACAGGUCCCAGCUGCUGCCCAUGCUGGAGGAGGUGGGGCAGCUGAACCCCCGGGAGAGCAGCUACAGGCUGAAGGAGGAGCUCUUUGGACAAGUGCAGGAGGACUGGCUGGGCUACACGGCUGAGGAGCGGCAGGAAGUCAGGCAGCUCCUGCGCAGGAAACAGGCCCACGGAGCUGUGGCCAGGCCCUUCUUGGUGCCUCUGGAGUGCCCGUCUUGCCAAGGUGCCAGCAAAAGGCCCUUGGGUGUGAAGCGGCUGGCACUGCUGGAUGCCUCAGACCCACAAGGGCUGAAGAAACCCUGUGCCCCAGAGCAUCCCCCCAGCUCUCUGGGAUCCCACCGCAGACUGCAGGAGCCUGUCCUGGAGCAUCAGAGAGCCCAGAGCCAGCAGCAGCCGUGCCAGCUUCCCAGGCCCAGCGCGGAGCUGCAGAGCUCAGAGGAGGAGCCGAGCGAGGGGGAGGGAGGCGAUGACUGGGAAGAGGGAGCUCUGCGCCUGGAGCAGCACCUUUCUGCCCUGCAAGACAGCGGCUCCCAGGCAAGCCUCCCGGCCUCCUUCGCUGAGCUCCCAGAUUACUGCCGGAAAUACAGAGCCAUCUGCUCCGUGGAGCAGCAUCACGCCUACGUGGAGGCAUUCAGUGCAGAUUACGCAGAGUACCGGCGCCUCCACACCAGGAUCGGGCACGUGAGCAGGACAUUCAUCCAGCUGGGAGCUAAAAUCAAAAUGCUGCCACGGGGGACGCAGCAGCAUAAGGCAGUGGAAGACAGAAUCUUACAGGAAUACCGGAGGUUCAAGCAGACCUACCCCAGCUACAGGAAGGAGAAGAACCGCUGCGAGUAUCUUCACCAAAAGCUGUCCCACAUCAAGGGCCUCAUCCUAGAGUUUGAGAAGACAGGGGCUGCCUAGGGGAGCCUGCGGUGCUCUGAGCCUGCAGGAAGCGCUGCCUAUUCUCCUUUCCUUUUGCAGGGGGAGCAAGGGGUGGGGGUUAGUGAACUCUCCAGUAGUAGUAGUUGCAGUCCCCCAGCCUAGUGUCCUAUGCAGCCAUUUGACUGAUCUGGGGUGGGGUGGGGUGAGGGAGGGGUUCACAGGACAGAGCAUGUGGCUGCCACAAAGUACAGAGAGUGGGUGAUGGUCUUAGUGAAUUGUCCCCUGUGAGCUGCUGUCCUACCUGUACCAGCUCCCAAGGGGCACCCGGGGCUAGUGGUGCAGCUCCAGGUUAGGGGCAGCCUGUACCACAGAGCUCUGCCGGGGAAGGAAGGCUGCUCGGUCAGGGCAGGCUCCCUGGCUUCAGGCUUGUAACAGCCAGCUUGGGUCAUGCCGGCUCCAUGCAUUAGCCCAGCCUACGCUGCCUGCUGGAGAAGUAGGCUUUUGCUAUCAAGUGGGACCUGCCACCUCCUGUCACUGGCUCCCUCCCCCCAGGAGCUUAGAGCAUGGCAGACCCUUGCCCAGCAGGGGCAAUUUCAAUCGCUAGAGCCAAGGGCACCAUGCCCCUGGGGCUGAGUCUGUGCUGGGGUGUGAGGACUGACACCCAUGUGAGCAGUGUUCUGUAACAGGAGUUGAGGGGACAGGGAAGUGCCUCACAUUCCUUGGCUGUGCACCCCAUUGUUGGUGUAUUUCAACUAUCGAUCCCUGCUGCCAUCAGAACUGCCCUGGGAACCUGCUGGCAUUGCUACAUGGAACUGCAAGGUGCGGGGGGGAGAGAGAUGGUAAUGAUUGCAUAUGAAUGCAGGAGGAAAUGAGCAGGAGGGGUGGAGGCCCUGGAAGUUCUGCCUUGUUUCUGGUUUAUGGCCCUGGGUUCAACAGUUCAUUGUACAAUGUGGAGGCAUGUGUGGCUGUGCCCUUCAGCCCUCUCCUAGCACCUGCCUGAGCUCCUCCUGCUUUCAAAGUAAAUAGCCUGCCCCAGCCCAGCAGGAGAAACUGAUGUGUCAGGGCCAACUGUGGGGCUGCAAGUGAUGAAACCCUUUGCCUUAAUUACCAGCUGGCCUCAGUGGAAGGGAUGGAGCCCUCAUGUAUGGGCUCUGCUGCCUUGUCCAAGGAGUAUGUGUACAGCGCCAUGGGGCUGUGCUGAGGGUUCCUAGGUGCUCUCUGUAAUAAUACAGUAACUACUAAGCCACUUAGCUAAACUGCCCUGCUGCCAGGGAUGGGCCCAGGGUGGGUUAGCUGAAGGACAUGCCUAGCUUGAGCAAACAGGAGCAUUAAUAUGAAUGCUCUACUGGCCAGGUGGGUAACAGCUGUUCAUGUCAGUGUUCAUAUUAAUGCUCCGGUUUGCUCAAGCUAGGCAAAGCCAGUGUGGGAGGUGGGGAGACCUUGUAAAUGCUAUUGUGCAAGCUACUGUAUCUAGAGUGUGCCCCAGUAAUAAAGGUGUAGAUACCCAGCCAUGGUGUUUUGUAAAACACAAGUUACAGGGGAGGAGAAGCCCUGCUGGAGUGGUUUGAGUGCUGAGCCAGAACACAGCAGUACUCAGAUUUACCAACCCGCCCCUGCAGCUCUCUGCCUCCAUGACUAGGAACCCACUCAUCUCAUUCCUGCUGCCCAGCACAGUGGCUCCUACCUGCACCAAGGUAAAUACAGAAGGCCAUCUGUUCAUGGCAGUUCAAACACCUGUGCACAAAACCUUGGCAGGGAUGUAGGCUUGGAGCAGCCAGCCAGCAGGAGACAGGAGAGCAGGCUACAGUCAAAGGCUAGCUCCUUAGCAGCAGGGUUAGGAGCCCUGUGGCCAGCAGAGCUGUGCCUUAAGGAGGCCCUUGUGUGAGAAGUAAGAGGCACCUAGAGGCUGGCUCAGCUGCAAUCUCAGCUCUGGCCUGCCCACAAGGGAGCUGAGCACCAAGCAAAGUGCCCUACCCUUCUAUCUGGCUGGGGGAUGCUUUCAUGGCUGGUCCUAGCCUCUUGUGGCACAGCAGGGUUUGCUCACACCAUUGCCACAGCUCUGGCUACUUGCCAGGGACAGGUGCUGUGCCUGCCAGGCCCAGCACCAAGUGAAACCCACUUAAUGUUCAGCACAGCUUGAGCUGCUCCCAUGCAAAGCCCAGACUCAAGCCCUGGAGAUGGCUGCAGGAACACCAGGAGCAGCCUACAGCUACGUCAGGUAGUGCAGAAUGCUAUCAGGUCACCUGCAGCCCUGGGCUCUAGCAGACCAGGCCUAGACCUCAGGCAGACUUCUUGCCACUUCACCACUGCCAUCUGGGGCAUUCACAAUGGCAGCUGUGCCCUGCCCCAGAGGCUGUGUUCUGUACACAAAGGGGUGAAGGUCUCAUCUGCACCUCCUGCCCCUAAGCACCAUGCAGUCCUACCCACUUCCUCCUGCACACCCACAGGCCCCAUUCUAGGCCAAGUUCCCACAGAAGCACAGCAGUGGCCAGUUCCCCACCAGCCCUCUUGUACUGGACCUCAUGGACCACAGGAUGGAGUGCAAAGUCAGGUGGGAUUUGUUCCCCAUGCAGUCCCACAGCUGUCAGGAAACAGCCAGGCAAAGCUUUCAGCUGGGAGCAGGGCAGCACACCAUAAGCCAUGGUCUCCUAG